Manihot esculenta (cassava) is the source of this 1303-nucleotide messenger RNA. Its product is annotated as hevamine-A. Gene Ontology annotation, biological process: carbohydrate metabolic process. The coding region runs from base 203 to 1087 and encodes 294 amino acids. Gene Ontology annotation, molecular function: chitinase activity. Gene Ontology annotation, cellular component: extracellular region. The record is from RefSeq and is a predicted model, not a curated record. Lineage: Eukaryota; Viridiplantae; Streptophyta; Magnoliopsida; Malpighiales; Euphorbiaceae. The transcript has a single exon.
UUCGUCUACCUGUAAUCUACACUUCUUUUUAUGAGACAAAGUAAUUGUUCAGGCAAGCAAUCAUCAGCAUAUAAACAUUUUAUUCGAUUCAAUUCGGAUUUUAAUCCACCUUUUCUACUAUAAAAGCCUUGCUUCUCCAACCCAUUAUUGUGCAAGUAAGAAAAUCUAGUUCUAAAUUGAUAUUUAGUGUUCCUGUCUUCAAAUGGCUCUCCAAAAAUUGUUCAUUCUCACACUAGUAUUGCUAGUGUUGGCAGCCUGUUCUGAUGCUGGUGGAAUAGCUAUCUACUGGGGUCAGAAUGGAAAUGAAGGGACCUUGGCAGAGACUUGUGCCACAGGAAAAUAUGAUUAUGUGAACAUAGCUUUUCUAUCAUCUUUUGGCAAUGGUCAGACGCCCACAAUAAACCUUGCUGGUCAUUGCGAUCCGAACAGUAAUGGCUGCACAAGCUUGAGUUCUGAUAUAAAAUCAUGUCAGUCUAAAGGUGUCAAAGUGAUACUUUCUAUUGGAGGAGGUGCCGGCGGUUACUCUCUAGCUUCUGCUGCUGAUGCUAGGCAAGUCGCCACAUAUCUCUGGAACAACUUCUUGGGUGGAAAAUCUUCAUCUCGUCCGCUAGGCCCUGCUGUUCUCGAUGGAAUUGACUUCGACAUUGAAGGAGGAACAAAUCUAUACUGGGAUGAUCUCGCAAGGUACCUUUCAGCAUAUAGCAAAAAGGGAAAGAAAGUGUACUUAACUGCAGCUCCUCAGUGUCCAUUCCCUGAUGCUUGGAUAGGAAAUGCACUGAAGACAGGUCUUUUCGAUUACGUUUGGGUUCAAUUCUACAACAAUCCUCCUUGCCAGUACUCUGGUGAUGCUACCAAUCUUGAAGAUGCAUGGAAGCAAUGGACUUCAGAUAUUCCUGCCAACAAGAUUUUCUUAGGUUUACCUGCAUCUCCUGCAGCAGCAGGAAGUGGAUUCAUUCCUGUGCCUGAUCUAGUUUCCAAUGUGCUUCCAGCAAUCAAGGGAUCUGGUAAAUAUGGAGGAGUGAUGCUAUGGUCAAAGUACUAUGAUGACCAAAGCGGAUAUAGUUCUUCCAUCAAGAGCCACGUCUAGAAUCUUUAUUGGUCCUUCAUGGGAAGAUAUGCUCUAAUAUCACUUCCAUAUAUGUAAUCUUUAUACUUGUUUGAAUAAAUAUUAUAUUUGCAGAUCUCCUGUGCUCUCAAAAAACAUUUGCUUUUUGUUGGCUAACAUGACAUAUGCGAGGCUAACAUGCCUUGAAAAUUUUCAUGAAUGGCUGUUUCCAUCAGUCGCAUGUUCGCUCCUGAUGAA